GGAGCCUUAAAUUCCCCUGUCCAACUCGGCGGUGACGGUCACCGUCGAUAUUGAUGAAUCGAAAGUUUGAUCGCAUAUCACGUUGGCAAAAUGCCCCGUCAGAAGCGUCGAUAUGUACCCAAGGUGAAAGGGUGCUACGAAUGCUCUCAGCGUCGGAUUCAUUGCGACCGGGCAGAGCCGAUCUGCGGCAAGUGUGUGUCCCGAGGCAUACUCUGCAGCGGGCUUGGAAUUCGCUAUCGAUUCAAUGAUGGCGAAACCAAAAGUAAGAUAGAAUGGGGCCACAAAAGGCUCCUUCGAAGACAAGGGCGUACUCUCCCACUGCGGAAGGUGAAUCCACUCGUGGCCGGUGGCUCUUCUUUAUCGGAAACGUCAACAGACGAUGAGGAGGCAAUGACUACCAUGCGUCCUCGAAGCCUUCAUAUAAUAGAUUCCGGCAAUGAGUUCCUGUUGACUUAUUGUAAGCUUCAUGCCCGCCUGCCGGAAGACCGACGAUAGUAACUCAUCCAGUCUCUCACCACGUUGCCCCUCACAUGGUCGUCAUGGACAACAAGUAUAAUGAAUGGCGGUCGCUCAUUCUGCCUCUUGCACUCUCCGAUCAAACCGUCUUGGACGCUGUUUUGGCCGUGUCGGCCUUUCACCUCUCCCACCAAGGGGGGAGCGGACCAAUGGUGGGACCGGACAAACUGUAUAUGCAGGCCAUUGUAGGGCUACAGAAACGAAGUUGUCUGGAUGAAUAUGAUCCGCUCACCCGGCAGUCUGUAUUUGUGGUGAUCAUCAUCCUCUUGGUCGGGGUGAUGGUCAAUGGCAGUUCAGAUUUCCCCAUCUUGUUUCAUAUGCUCCAGUCUGCUUUCGACACGGUCGGGGGUGAACGUGGCCUGGGAAACGGCGACAUUGCCGAUUUCUUACGACGGCAAAUCCGCAGACUGCGUGUCUACGCUGCCCCACUGCUGAGUCUGGAAUUCGGGGUAUCGAGCAUCGUGUCUUAUGCCCUCGACAGCUUCGACUGCUUGCAUUACAACAGCCGCUUCCACCCCGACGACUCACGGACAUUCUCGGCCAUUGCCGAUCUGCAACAACAAGCAUAUGACAUCUAUCUCCAGCGCGCCCUCCUUGGUCCUCGGGGUGCACUUGAUUGCGAAAGGAUCGAGAGAUUCAAACAGUCGAUGGACUUAUUUUCGGUGGGAUCAUUCGGCGAGCAUGCCCUGGUGUGGCCCACACUCAUUGCUGCGUCCGAGAGCUCGAAGCAAGAACAUCGUCAUUUCUUCAAGAGCUUUCUGGAGAGGCAAUAUCACAGUACUGGUUUCCUGAAUUUGCUGAAAGCCUUGAACUUUCUGGAGGACAUAUGGGCACGAAGCAAUGCCCAUUGGCCCGCACUUCUUCCAGAGCCACGAGUAUUGGUUAUGUAGCAACCGGACACUAUACUAGGGUAUAUCCCCUCUAGAGCACGCCCCGCAUUUAUGACCAUCCCAAGAUCGCAUCGUUGCUCUGAUGAGUGAGGCCUCAUUCACUACAUAAGACAACCCGCUGAUUUGGUGCCCAUUGUUUCUGAUGCCUCGUUUCUGUUUGAUGAUCGCAAUUGUAUUAUGUAUACCCAGGUAGAGCGGACAGACCAUUGAACUCGCGAGCCCUUGACACCACUUGAUCCCAAGUAUUCCAGCGCCUACCUCAUGAUGCUGGAGAUUAAAUAU
Molecule: messenger RNA, 1688 nt
Organism: Aspergillus pseudonomiae
Lineage: Eukaryota; Fungi; Ascomycota; Eurotiomycetes; Eurotiales; Aspergillaceae
Exons: 4
Coding region: 531-1406 (291 amino acids)
Source: RefSeq, a predicted model, not a curated record